AUGCUCCUAUUAUCUUUGUUGAGCAAGCACGAGCAACUUUCAGUUGCUGAGAUCACCAAUAGUGCUUUUGAACCAUCCUCCAUGAUGGCCAAGUGUGACCCUCGCCAUGGGAAGUACAUGGCGUGUUGUUUGGUGUACCGGGGUGAUGUUGUGUCGAAGGAUGUGAAUGUCGUUGUGGCGGCCAUCAAAACCAAGAGAACCAUGGACGACCAUCGAUGGAGUUGGUCUUAUUCAUCUCACAAUUAUGAACCUUAG
Messenger RNA from Sphenostylis stenocarpa, 255 nucleotides. Lineage: Eukaryota; Viridiplantae; Streptophyta; Magnoliopsida; Fabales; Fabaceae. The record is from the annotation of a GenBank genome assembly.